AUGGUUUCCUUUGGCUUGAUCUUCUAUCUUUCAUCGGUUCUUCUCAUGAGCCUUUGUCAGCAUCCUACAGCUAUUGAGGAUGAUAGAAAGGCAAGUCAUUGCUGUUAUGUAUAUAUUGCUUACAUGGGAUCUCUUCCUGCAAAAGCUUCUUACUCUCCUAUGUCUCACCAUCAGAAUAUCCUUCAAGAAGUUAUCGAAUCAAGUUCCGUAGAGGAUUCUUUGGUCAGAAGCUAUGGAAGAAGUUUCAACGGGUUUGCAGCCAAACUUACUGAAUCUGAAAGAGACAAGCUUGCUGGCAUGGAAGGUGUGGUUUCGGUUUUCCCAAGCACCUUAUAUAAGCUUCUUACCACAAGGUCUUACGAGUUCAUGGGACUUGGUGACAAGAGCAAGCAAGUUCCUGAGGUCGAGACCAAUACAAUAGUUGGUGUAAUAGACGGAGGAAUCUGGCCUGAAUCCAAGAGCUUUUCAGACAAAGGCAUUGGCCCAAUACCUAAAAAAUGGAAAGGAACUUGCGCUGGAGGAACAAAUUUCACAUGCAACAAAAAGGUGAUUGGAGCACGACACUAUGUAGAGAACUCGGCGAGGGACUCUGAUGCUCACGGGACACACACGGCUUCAACAGCAGCUGGAAACAAAGUAAAAGGAGUGAGUGUGAACGGUGUGGCCAAUGGAACUGCUAGAGGAGGUGUGCCUCUAGGUAGAAUUGCUGUUUACAAAGUUUGCGAGCCAGCAGGUUGCAACGCAGAAGGUAUGUUAGCUGCGUUUGAUGAUGCUAUAGCCGAUGGAGUCGAUGUUAUAACCAUUUCCAUUGGAGGAGGUGUUACUAAAGUCGAUGUAGACCCUAUUGCUAUUGGAUCAUUUCAUGCCAUGACCAAAGGGAUUGUUACCACGGUAGCUGUCGGGAACGACGGCCCUAAACUUGGACUAGCAGACAACGUUGCACCAUGGCUCCUUUCAGUGGCUGCAGGUUCAACUGAUCGGAAAUUUGUUACUGAUGUGGUUAAUGGAGAUGGCAAGACCUUACAUGUAAGAAGUGAUUUUAUCUUUCUUAAUUUAUUUAAUGGAACUUUAUUUAUUUAUAUGUAUCCUAUGCUUAGGGGUUGCGCCAGUGGUUGCUUGAACACAGUGAAGGGAAAGAUUGUUGUGUGUGAUGUUCCAGAUAAUGUUUCAGAACCACAAUCAAUGGGAGCUGUUGGAGUUAUCCUUCAUGUAACUGUUGUUGAUUCUCCUGGUCUUGGUCCAAUACCUGUAGCAACCUUAGAUGAUACCAACUAUGAUGCAUUCAGAUCUUACGUUCUCUCCUCGCCAAACCCACAAGGAACUAUACUGAAGACUAAGACAGUUAAAGACGACAAUGCUCCGAUUGCUGUUUCCUUCUCAUCUCGUGGUCCAAACACACUCUUUAGUGACAUUUUAAAGCCUGAUAUAACAGCUCCAGGAGUGACUAUCUUAGCAGCAUAUUCACCCUUGGCUCAAACCGCACUUCCUGAACAAAGCGUGGAUUACUAUUUCAUGUCUGGAACAUCUAUGGCUGCCCCUCAUGUCGCAGGUGUAGCGGCUUACGUCAAAACAUUCCAUCCUGAUUGGUCUGCUUCUGCUGUCAAAUCUGCUAUCAUGACUACUGCUUGGGCAAUGAAUGCGUCCAAAAAUGCAGAAGCUGAGUUUGCAUACGGAUCAGGACAUGUUAACCCUACAGUAGCAGUUGAUCCAGGGCUUGUUUACGACAUAUCCAAAGAAAAUUACUUAAACAUGCUCUGCUCUUUGGACUACUCAGCCAAAGGCAUUAGUACUCUCGCCGGUGGAGGCUUUACUUGUUCCGAGAAAUCAAAGCUGACCAUGAGAAAUCUCAACUACCCUGCAAUGACAGCCAAAGUUUCAGCUUCUUCAUCCUCAGAUAUCACAUUUUCAAGAACGGUCACCAACGUUGGGAAAAACGGAUCGACUUACAAAGCAAAACUGUCUGGUAACCCUAAACUCAGUAUCAAGGUUGAGCCACAGACACUCUCUUUUAAGUCAUCUGGGGAAAAGAAAAGUUUCACUGUUACAAUCUCCGGCAAGAGUGUUGCACAAGUUUCUGGUAUUGUGUCUGCGUCCCUGGUUUGGUCAGAUGGAUCACAUAAUGUGAGAAGUCCUAUUGUUGUAUAUACUUAA
This is a messenger RNA of Eruca vesicaria subsp. sativa (arugula), 2151 nucleotides long. The record is from the annotation of a GenBank genome assembly. Lineage: Eukaryota; Viridiplantae; Streptophyta; Magnoliopsida; Brassicales; Brassicaceae.